Molecule: messenger RNA, 282 nt
Organism: Symbiodinium sp. CCMP2456
Lineage: Eukaryota; Dinophyceae; Suessiales; Symbiodiniaceae
Source: the annotation of a GenBank genome assembly
AUGGCCUCUUCUGCCGGCCGCUACUGGGCCCUUCGGCUGUGCCCGGGGGACGAUUUGAAAGAGUCGCUGCUUGCCUACGUUGCGAAGCAUGGGCUCCGAGCCGCGGCGGUGGUGAGCUGCGUGGGCUCCCUUAGCAAGGCCAGCUUGCGGCUCGCCAACGCAGAUCGCGCAAACCCGAAUCCGGUGAGGAGCUUUGAGAAGCGCCUCGAGAUCACCUCCCUGGUUGGCACACUGGGUUGCGAAGGACCUAAAGGACAUCUGCACCUCUCGGUGGCAGACGAG